AUGUUUCAGAUAAGAAAAAUGAGUUCAGAAGAAGUUUUGAAACUGGUGACUUGUACAGCUCCAGUGAACAUUGCUGUGAUUAAGUAUUGGGGGAAAAGAAAUGAAACUCUGAUUCUCCCGGUUAAUGAUUCAAUUAGUGUAACUCUGAGUUCGAAUCAAAUGAACGCAAAGACGACCGUUACGGCUUCUCCAAGCUUUACCGAGGACAAAAUCUGGUUAAAUCGUGAACUCCAGAUCAAGUCUGGUCGACUUUCUCUGUGCCUUGAGGAAGUUAGAGCAAAUGCACGUAUGAUUGCAAACCCCCCUGUGAAUCCUGAGUGGAAGGUUCAUGUUUGCUCUGAGAACAAUUUUCCUACAGCUGCAGGAUUAGCAAGUUCUGCUGCUGGAUAUGCCUGCUUGGUUACUGCACUCUGCAAGCUUUACAAUAUUACUGGAGAUACCUCUGUCCUUGCAAGGCGUGGAUCCGGGUCGGCAUGCAGAUCUGUUUAUGGUGGAUUUGUUCAUUGGCAAAUGGGAGUUAGGGAGGAUGGAAGGGAUAGUAUUGCAGUACAGCUUGCUCCAUCUUCUCACUGGCCGGAGCUUAGAGUUCUUAUCUGCGUUGCAAGCGACUCUCGUAAAAAAACCAGCAGUUCUGUUGGGAUGAAGAAUAGUGUCGAGACAAGUCCUCUUCUCAAAUUUCGAGCAGAACAUUGUGUCCCCAAGCGUACACGGGAGAUGAUUCAGGCUAUACAGGACAAGAACUUUCCGGUGUUUGCCGAAUUGACAAUGAAGGACAGUAAUCAGUUUCAUGCAGUGUGUCAGGACACCUACCCACCUUGCGUUUACCUGAACCAAGCCUCUCAUGCAGUUAGUUCUCUUGUUCAUCAGAUCAAUUCAAGUUCACACAAUCUUGUAGCUGCCUACACAUUUGAUGCUGGUCCUAACGCCUGCAUUUUUCUCUUAGAGAAGGAUGUGCCUCAUUUCUUGGCUUUAUUUCGGUAUUACUUUUCCGAUGGAGCUUCAGAAUUUAUUCGAGGGGAAACUGCUGUGGAAUCAAAGCUAGAGGACUCAGAAAUUGCCUCCCUUUCAAUGGAUAAAAUCCCCGGUGGAUUAAAGUAUGUGCUUGUUACAAAAGUAGGAGAUGGUCCCGAACUGCUAGGCGAGGAUGAUCAUUUGAUGGAUCAGAAUGGCGAGCCUCUCUUUUGCAGUAAAUAGACAGAACCCGGAACAGAUCCUCCUUAGGCUUUCAAGUACGCUACCCAAACAUUCCAGGACAUAGAUUAUUUAAUCUUUUUUAGAAAUUAAAAAUUUGUCUUAUUUGGUUUUAUCCUAGUUAAUCGUUUUUGAUGAUGUUUUUAUACAUUUUUAUAAUCCAUGAAUACUUUAGUAAUUCGCAGUUUCCUGAUAUAGGUUUUGGUGCA
Messenger RNA from Eurytemora carolleeae, 1400 nucleotides. It is a transcript of the gene Mvd, whose product is annotated as diphosphomevalonate decarboxylase. The coding region runs from base 1 to 1194 and encodes 397 amino acids. The record is from RefSeq and is a predicted model, not a curated record. Gene Ontology annotation, cellular component: cytosol. The transcript is spliced from 9 exons. Gene Ontology annotation, molecular function: ATP binding; diphosphomevalonate decarboxylase activity. NCBI's taxonomy places the organism in Eukaryota, Metazoa, Arthropoda, Copepoda, Calanoida, Temoridae. Gene Ontology annotation, biological process: isoprenoid biosynthetic process; isopentenyl diphosphate biosynthetic process, mevalonate pathway.